Messenger RNA from Sparassis crispa, 363 nucleotides. RefSeq lists its product as hypothetical. The transcript has 2 exons. The coding region runs from base 1 to 363 and encodes 120 amino acids. The record is from RefSeq and is a predicted model, not a curated record. NCBI's taxonomy places the organism in Eukaryota, Fungi, Basidiomycota, Agaricomycetes, Polyporales, Sparassidaceae.
AUGCCCGUGAUGAAGGGUGCAGGCCGAGCACAGCCGUGCUACUGCAAAACGUUCAACUGUCAGGGUCAGUUUAGAGAUUGGAAUAUGCUCCACGCACAUCAGAGAGCAGACAGAAGACGCAAGAAGACAUCUUCUGUGCUCGAAGGCGACGAACUAGCAGACCAGAUCUUUGAAUUAACUUUGAAGGACGCACUCACGGAUGAACCUACCACAGAGUCUGCACUGCUGCCACCGCCCCCACCACCGGCCCGGCACCCAUCUUCAACAGUGCCCUCCUCCCAGCCUACAGUGUCCCCCCUUCCACCCAUUCCACCCCCGCUCACUUCCCUACCUGGGCUCUGGAUUGUCGAUUACGAGAUCUGA